Sinocyclocheilus rhinocerous is the source of this 1194-nucleotide messenger RNA. RefSeq lists its product as uncharacterized. The coding region runs from base 64 to 777 and encodes 237 amino acids. The record is from RefSeq and is a predicted model, not a curated record. NCBI's taxonomy places the organism in Eukaryota, Metazoa, Chordata, Actinopteri, Cypriniformes, Cyprinidae. The transcript is spliced from 2 exons.
UAGAGUACCUGUAACCAUCAGACUGGCAAAGCAAUCCAGGACAGUAGAUUUAUCAUUAGACAGAUGGAAACCACUGACGUCCAAGUGGCUAAAAGUGAGGGCUGCUGCAAACUAGAGGACAUUGGGGAUUGGACAAUCGCACAUCAACCCAUAGAAGCUUCUCCAUCGAUGACAAGCCGAGGUGCUCAGUUUCAGGGGGAAGAUCUCUUUCCUCCAAUCACAUCCUCACCGGCGACAGGAAUGACGGCUCCAGAGAAGGUUCCUUUCAUAAAAGAAGAGGAUCAUAUGGAGUACAAUUGCGAUGACAAGCCUCUCAUUUCAAACUUGCCUCCAGACACUGUGAUGGAAAACAGCAACACAACACAAGAAGAAGCCUCAACAGAACAACCUGCUCUUGCUCAAGCCCAGUCAGGCUCAACGUUGACUUUGCCCGUUUUGUUUUCCAGCCCUUUUCUGUCAAAACAAAUGAUAGUGGUUUUAACACCUGCACAAAAGAUUGAUGUACCAGCAACAGCGAGCUGCCAUUCGGUUCCUGUUCCUUACACCACACAGUACCACUGGAAGAGAAAACUGGUCAAAGAAAAAGAUGGCAUUUGUACCAGGAAGUAUGUGCGACGAUCAGAGGCUAUCCAGUGCAGAAAGUGCAAUAAAGAGAGAAUAAUGUCAACUCAUCGGCAGUAUUUUGGGAACUGGCAUUGUGAGGAGACCGAAACAAAACCCUUUGCUGUGUGGAAGGCUGAACUGAUAAAGCGGGGUUAUGGAAAGAAGAAGUUCUGAAGGGUUAGGGUGGAAUCAGUAAUAAACAUCCAGCUCCUUUUGUUUUAAUUGUUCUUAUUUAACUGCAUUUUUUCCCACUAGUUGUAUGUAUUGAAAUGUUUGAUUUUUGGUGCUUCUAAUAAAAAUAUAAUUGCAGCGCUGCCGUAAAAUCAUUCGUGGCAGUGGACCUGAACUGUUUUGUCCAUAUUACUCAACACUUCUGCAAUUCAUAAUUAGUUUCAGGAAAAAAUAUUAUUUUUUAUUUAUGCUUAAGGUCUAUCAUUUAUUGCAGCUGAAACCUCUUAAUAAUUUUAAUAAGCCAUAUAAAACCAAACAUUAACACAAAGUUUAUCCUAGAAGAAGAAACUGACUGAAUGAUUAUUUUAUUUAGGAUGAAAUCAAAUGGAAAAUGGGACACUUUUGGGACAGUCUGCAUAU